UUUCCUGUUGUACAUCCAAUGCAUUAGAUAGAGAAAACAACACUACAUUAUAAUACUAGAUCGAGAAUGCAAUAAAAAUGCGAAAGUAACUUUUUUCAGUAUUUUCACACACACACAACAUAUCAUUAGUUGUUUAAUAAAACACAAAUUUUCAUUUUCACUGUGUGCCCUUUUCUUUGGACAAAACCACCUCCACAUCUAUUUAUUUGGACUCAUAAUGCUUUAUAAAUUAAGGACUGUCCUUUUAAAUCCAAGACAUCCCUGUCCCUUAUAAUGUCCGUAUUUAGGCGUUUUGUUCGUUACUUACCCGGUAAUAGGCCCUACAACUGUUUUUCAAAUGGCAUCAACAUUCACACACACCACGUGUUCGACGAAACGUCCAAGAGAGACCUCUAUUCGCUCAAUUCACUUAUCGCCUCGCACGUUCGCAGUAGAGAUGCUCUUGCGGCAUGGACUCUCUUCCACCACAUCCACAGCACGCAUUCCGACCUUAAUGCCUACACAUUUACGCCAGUGUUGGGUGCGUGUUCAGCUCUGUCAGACCCCAAAAGGGGCCAACAAGUCCAUGCUUUGAUGAUCAAAACGGGUUCCGAAUCAGAAACCAUCACCAAAACUGCUCUCAUUGACAUGUACUCCAAGUACGGCCAAUUGGGUGACUCGGUUUGUGCAUUUGACGAGAUGGGUUUCAAGGACGUGGUCACUUGGAAUACUAUGCUUUCGAGCUUUCUACGCCACGGUCUUCCCAUGAAAGCACUCAGUGUGUUUGAAAUGAUGAGUAAAGAAAGAGUGGAAAUUAGUGAGUUCACUUUGUGUUCUGUGCUAAAAGCUUGUACCUUUUUGAAUGCCUUUCGACAGGGUAAGCAAGUUCAUGGAUUGGUGAUUGUGAUGGGCCGCGAUUUGGUGGUGUUGAGUACUGCUCUGAUUGAUUUUUACUCAAGUGUUGGGUACAUAGAUGAAGCAAUAAAAGUUUAUGGCAAGUUAAGCCUCCGAAAAGACGAUGUGAUGCGCAAUUCUCUUAUUUCUGGUUGUGUUCGCAACCAGAAGUAUGAUGUGGCCGUGUCAAUCAUGAGUUCCAUGAAACCCAAUAUAAUUGCACUUACAAGCGCUCUUGCUGCUUGCUCUGAGAAUUCAGAUUUGUGGACUGCAAAGCAGAUACACGGUGUAGUGAUCCGUCAGGGUUUCACUUUUGAAACCCAAUUGUGCAAUGUGCUAUUAGACAUGUACACAAAAUGUGGGAAAAUUUUGAAUGCCCGUUUGGUUUUUGAUGGAAUUCUUCAAAAAGAUGUGGUUUCUUGGACUAGCAUGAUAGAUGCAUAUGGAAGUCAUGGUCACGGACUUGAAGCUCUUGAGCUGUUCAAUAAGAUGGGGGAGGAGGAAAAUCGUGUAUUGCCAAAUUCCGUGACAUUUCUUGCUAUUUUAUCCGCUUGUGGGCAUUCGGGACUGCUGGAACAAGGCCGGGCAUGUUUCAUUUUAGUCCAGGAGAAGUAUGGUAUGGACCCAGGUCCAGAGCAUUAUGCCUGUUUCAUAGAUAUAUUAGGCCGGGCAGGUCGGAUAGAAGAAGUGUGGGGUAUGUUCGAUCAUAUGGUUAAAAAUGGUACGAAGCCUACUCAUGCAGUAUGGGCAGCAUUGCUGAGUGCUUGUAGAAUUAACCAUGAUAUCACUAGGGGUGUGUUUGCAGCAAAACAUCUCCUUGAUUCGGAGCCUGAUAAUCCCGGGAAUUAUGUAGCACUUUCAAAUUUCUAUGCAACCAUUGAAAGGUGGGAUUUGGUUGAUGACUUGAGAAGCAUUAUGAAGACAAGAGGCCUUGUAAAGGAAGCUGGAAGUAGCUGGGUUGCUGUCGCAUGCAGCCAUCAAAAUGUGAUCAAUCUAGAGAAGUAAUAUACUUCCCGGUUGUGCAUAGUUGGUCUUUGUGGUUCUUGGAUUCAUUUGCUUUAUAUUUUUUAGGAUAAAGACAACUUGGCUUGCUGUUGAAUGUUGAAGUAUUCAUUUAUUGGUCGGACAAGCACCAAAAAAUGUUUGGUUACCAUUGUUUCUGUCCUCAUCUUCAAAUACACUAACUUGUUUAAGUUGCCUUUUCCCAUGCUCCACUCACCACCCAGUGCUUUUUUUCAAGUAUGACAUCAUUGCCAAGGCUGUUAAUUUUUUUCCUGUAUUCCUCAUUUAUGAGAUGUUUGAAUAUGUACACUGAAGAAAGUGUCAUAGGAUAAAGGCUGGCAACAAUUGGUAGUACUAAUGCAAGUGAGACUUGGUUGUUAUUGAAGAGAAUUGAAACUUUUUUAAUUUUUUUUUAUUCAACUAUUUAUCCUUUUUAUUAUUAUUAUUAUUAUUAUCAUUUAGAAUUGCAUGUAGGAUGAGGGCAGGCUUUAGCGCAACAGUAAGGUUGUUCUUUCAUGUGAAGGUAAGGUUACGUAUAUCUGACCCUCCUCAGAUCUCGUAAUGA
Cornus florida is the source of this 2440-nucleotide messenger RNA. RefSeq names its product pentatricopeptide repeat-containing protein At5g66500, mitochondrial-like. The record is from RefSeq and is a predicted model, not a curated record. Gene Ontology annotation, molecular function: RNA binding; protein binding. The transcript has a single exon. Bases 274 to 1878 code for a protein of 534 amino acids. Lineage: Eukaryota; Viridiplantae; Streptophyta; Magnoliopsida; Cornales; Cornaceae. Gene Ontology annotation, biological process: RNA modification.